ACAGAAUGCAGACUGAAAAACCCUACCAUUUUCUUCUUCUUCCACAAACGCCGCUCGUUCAUUGCCUCGAGCAAUUUCAGCAUCUAGGGUUUUGUCAGUAGCUCCAGUACUCUAUUUCGGUAUCUCAAGUGGGUGAAUUUUUACAUUGGAUUUGCUGGUUAUGCUUUUAAUUUUGAUGAUCAUGUAAAAAAUAACGAAUUGGAGAAUGAGUCGUGGUGGCGCAGUGGCUCCCAAGGGGAAGAAGAAGAAUGUAUCCUUCAUCAUCGACUGUUCGAAGCCUGUGGAGGACAAGAUAAUGGACAUUGCUUCCCUCGAGAAGUUUCUUCAGGAGAGGAUCAAGGUCGGGGGAAAGGCCGGUGCACUCGGUGAUACCGUCGCCGUCAUUCGUGACAAGAGCAAGAUUACUGUCAAUUCUGACAGCCAGUUCUCCAAGAGGUAUCUCAAGUACUUGACAAAGAAGUACCUGAAGAAGCACAAUGUGAGGGAUUGGCUUCGAGUUAUUGCAUCGAACAAGGACCGCAGCGUCUACGAGUUGAGGUACUUUAACAUUGCAGAGAACGAAGGAGAAGAGGAAGAUUGAAAGAGAAAGCCCGCCCUUGAACCAUUGUUCUUGGCGUGUUUUUGAUCUGUGAUCUGUAGCUGUCUUCUUGCUUUUAGCUUUUGUUUGUGUUGGAAUCUUCCUUGAGCUGCUUGUAAUGGAUUUGGUCCUUCGAAAUUACCAAUCUAUCUAUAUAUAUUAUACUAAAGUUCAAUAA
Tarenaya hassleriana is the source of this 755-nucleotide messenger RNA. Its product is annotated as 60S ribosomal protein L22-2-like. Gene Ontology annotation, molecular function: RNA binding; structural constituent of ribosome. Gene Ontology annotation, biological process: cytoplasmic translation. NCBI's taxonomy places the organism in Eukaryota, Viridiplantae, Streptophyta, Magnoliopsida, Brassicales, Cleomaceae. Bases 206 to 580 code for a protein of 124 amino acids. Gene Ontology annotation, cellular component: ribosome. The transcript has 3 exons. The record is from RefSeq and is a predicted model, not a curated record.